Messenger RNA from Fusarium oxysporum Fo47, 396 nucleotides. Its product is annotated as camp-regulated phosphoprotein family protein Igo1. The record is from RefSeq and is a predicted model, not a curated record. Bases 1 to 396 code for a protein of 131 amino acids. NCBI's taxonomy places the organism in Eukaryota, Fungi, Ascomycota, Sordariomycetes, Hypocreales, Nectriaceae. The transcript has 2 exons.
AUGGAUCAGCCAAAAACCUCUGAGCUCAAUACAGAGAAGAACAAGCAUCUCUUAAAUCGAUAUGGAAUAGUUCCUAGCAGAGGGAAGCUUCUUCAUCACCAGUUAGAAGGCAGGAAAUAUUUCGAUUCGGGUGAUUUUGCCCUCAUGCAAGCUAACAGGUCUUCUGAUAUCGGUACUGUCGCAACUGGUAGCGAACACCCCAUUCGACGGGAUUUAUCGAUCCCUACUUGUUCAGUACCAGGCUCUAGCAAUCUCGAUGAAAGUGCCGAUCAGUGUUUUACAGCUGAGAAGAAAACUGGCGAGCUAAAGCUUACUGCUCACAGCCACCUUCAACAAGAGACGGAAGCCCAGCUAGAGAACGAGGGUCGUGAAACAAAGCAGGAACAUAACGUCUAG